This is a messenger RNA of Conger conger (European conger), 3234 nucleotides long. It is a transcript of the gene papola, whose product is annotated as poly(A) polymerase alpha. Gene Ontology annotation, molecular function: RNA binding; poly(A) RNA polymerase activity. Lineage: Eukaryota; Metazoa; Chordata; Actinopteri; Anguilliformes; Congridae. The coding region runs from base 251 to 2395 and encodes 714 amino acids. The transcript is spliced from 23 exons. The record is from RefSeq and is a predicted model, not a curated record. Gene Ontology annotation, cellular component: nucleus.
GUGCACACAGCAGUAAAGAAUUCAGCGUGCUGCGCUUGUGGUAUCUUCCCUACGCACAGUCGACGGCGCGCGCUUAUGCAACGUCAUUCUUCAAGGUUGCUGUGGCAGCACUGUUGCGCCAUGUUGAACAGAAACGGGGAAUUACCAAUGUUCAAAACAGAAGAUUGAGGGAUACAACAAAACAUUCAGUGAAGAUGAAAGUCCCAUGAAAACGCAUUUUAUGUUUUAACCGUGCACACAAGUUAAUACCAUGCCUUUUCCUAUUGCAAAUCAAGUGCAAACGUCUCAACAGUCGCCAAAGCAUUACGGCAUCACGUCUCCAAUCAGCCUUGCCCUGCCCAAAGAGGUGGACCUGGCUCUCACACGGAAGCUGACGGAGGCACUGAAGCCUUAUGGCGUGUUUGAGGAAGAGCUUGAAUUGCAGCGCAGAAUUUUGGUUUUAGGCAAAUUAAACAUGCUGGUUAAAGAAUGGAUCAGGGACAUCAGUGAAACAAAGAACUUGCCUAUGUCUAUAAUUGAAAAUGUUGGAGGAAAGAUAUUCACAUUUGGCUCCUACAGACUAGGAGUUCAUACUAAAGGUGCUGAUAUUGAUGCCCUCUGUGUUGCCCCACGCCAUGUUGAACGAGCCGAUUUCUUCUCUUCUUUUUAUGAGAAGCUGAAAGAACAAGAAGAGGUCAAAGACCUGAGGGCUGUGGAGGAGGCGUUUGUUCCAGUAAUAAAAUUAUCCUUUGAUGGCAUUGAGAUUGACAUAUUGUUUGCCCGGUUAGCCCUGCAAACGAUUCCUGAAGAUCUGGAUUUACGUGAUGAUAGUUUGCUGAAGAAUUUGGACAUCCGAUGUAUUAGAAGCCUUAAUGGUUGCAGAGUCACUGAUGAAAUCUUGCACUUGGUGCCAAACAUUGAGAACUUCAGACUGACCCUGAGGGCCAUCAAGCUGUGGGCUAAGCGUCACAACAUCUACUCCAACAUCCUGGGCUUUCUGGGUGGGGUGUCGUGGGCCAUGCUAGUUGCCAGAACCUGCCAGCUGUACCCCAAUGCCGUGGCAUCCACACUAGUGCACAAGUUCUUCCUGGUCUUCUCAAAGUGGGAAUGGCCAAACCCAGUCCUUCUGAAGCAACCCGAGGACUGCAACCUCAACCUCCCUGUGUGGGACCCUAGGGUCACCCCCAGUGACAGGUACCACCUGAUGCCAAUCAUCACACCAGCCUACCCCCAGCAGAACUCCACCUACAAUGUGUCUGUGUCCACCCGUGCUGUCAUGAUCGAUGAGUUUAAACAGGGUCUUGCCAUCACAGAUGAAAUUUUGCAGAAUAAAGCAGAGUGGUCCAAACUAUUUGAAGCACCAAACUUCUUUCAGAAAUACAAGCAUUAUAUUGUGUUGCUAGCGAGUGCUCCGACAGAGAAACAGCACCUGGAGUGGGUUGGCCUGGUGGAGUCCAAAAUUCGCAUUCUGGUUGGGAAUCUGGAGAAGAAUGAGUUCAUCACACUUGCACAUGUGAACCCACAGUCAUUCCCUGGUCCGAAAGAAGACGUUGAGAAACAAGAAUUCAACACAAUGUGGGUCAUUGGGAUUGUGUUCAAGAAAGUAGAGGGCUCUGAAAAUCUCAAUGUGGAUCUGACAUACGACAUCCAGUCUUUCACCGACACCGUGUACAGACAAGCAAUAAGCAGUAAGAUGUUUGAAGCAGACAUGAAGAUCACAGCCAUGCACGUGAAGAGGAAGCAACUCCACCAGCUCCUGCCGAACCUGGUCAUACAGAAACGAAGGAAGCACUCGACAGAGGGGGUUCGUCUGCUGAACGAGACCAAUCUGGACCUGUCUUUGGACAGCGACAACAGCAUGUCCAUUCCCUCGCCCACCGCUGUCCUGAAGAGCUGCCCACUCAACCACGCCUCCAACCUGCCUGGGCCUGUUCCUUCACUGACCAGCCCGUCGGACUCCCAGGCCAAGGCUGAUGCUGCAGACUCCUCUGGAGGCGUGUCGAACGGACAGAAGCCCAGCUCUGCCGCCACCCAGCCCACGCCCCCCCACACUGCGGCCUCCACACGGGCCACGAACCGCACCCCUCCACCCACACCCAAACCAGCACUGAAGAGGAGCGGCUCCCCUCCGCUGGAGGACAGGGGCAAGAGACCCAGGCUGGAGGAGGACCCGGCUGCAGAUGCGGACAGCCCUGCUCUGGACUCUGAGGCAGCGUCGUCUGUAGAGCCGACGCAGAGUGGUGAAGACAUGAGUCAAUCUCAAGAGGGGGAAGGGAAGGAACCAGAGGAGAAAGUAACCUCAUCCGUUCCAGUCACACAGAAAGUGCUCAGCGCAGAUCUUUCUGAUGUACCCCUUCUCCCACCAAACCCCAUUCCAGUCGUGAAGAACUCGAUCAAGCUGAGGCUUAGCCGGUAGAAAAACAAAGCCUCUGGAGUCCCGCUAAGCAUAGACUGUUUCGGGUCAGAAGGGAGCAGCAGCAGCGAUCGACUGCUGCAGAAGAAACAGUGAGCGAAUCUACGAGGGAAUGUAUUGUAAUUCCAGAUUCGACCACUAGAUGGAGGCGCAGCUCUUCUGACUUCUUCAGUGGCAUUAUCCCAAGACAGGUAGUUUUACAGGAAAUAAUAAUACAUAUGAUGUCAUACUUUCACACUGUGUAAUGUGACUGCUAUAGAUAUGUGUUUGUGAUUUUUAUUUCAUUGUUUAUAUUGAACCAGGAGAAGUCUAAAAGUCUAGAGCAGACGUUAAUGGUGGAUAUUAUGUUUUGUGGUAGCGUGCUUUAUUUUGAUGCAGACUUAUGACUUGGUGUGGGUUUAUGGCAUCAACUGUCAAAAUUUGAAUUGAGUUUCACGCAGCAGCUGCACCUGGUGAAGACCACUAAUUCUUUAAGAAAAGUUGUGAUUUAAGAUGGAUUGUGAUAUUUACAAGGUACGCACUGUCAGCUGUUUGUGCCUUUGGGCUGUUUACGGGGUAGAUUUGUUGAAGUAAUAGAAAUAGUCUCACUAAUUGAAAUAGCUCAGGUUUGAGUAAAUAACUUGACCAAAAACAUCUUCAGAUAUUUCUUUUGUUUAAUGUAGCAUUUUUUUUUUUGAUGGAGGAAAGUAAUCCAACCACAAGUAGGUCCAGAUUAUUCCCAAACAUAACUGAAGACUGAUUUACGAACAGUGUUUGAGUCAAAGAAACAGAUCUGUAUAACAACCUUUGGAAUAAUUUGCUUUGUACUUUGUGUUGUACAAAAUAAAUACAUUUUCUUUGAA